CCCUUCCCAUGCCUGUUACAAAAAUGAAGCCUGAUGAUGCAAGGUCGUUAGAAAACUAAUAAUUCUAAACCUUAUUUAGGAGACUAUCAAUGGCAAAAUAUCUUGUUCAGAUCAUCGUCCUAGGGUCCCAGGUUGUGGGACGAGCAUUUGCACGGGCCCUCAGACAGGAGAUCAACGCUAGCCAGCAGGCUGCAGCUUCAAGGGGUGCUGCUGGACAACAGACAAAGGCUUCAGAUCAGCUUACGGGUAUUAGCCUGCAGGAGGCCAUGCAAAUUUUGAGUUUAGAAGACCUCAACAAUCUCGAAGCGAUUCAGAAGAACUACGAUCAUCUAUUUGCUGCGAAUGAAAGAGCAAAAGGAGGCUCUUUCUAUUUACAGUCUAAAGUAUUCCGUGCCAAGGAAAGAAUUGACCAAGAACUCAUGGAGAAAUUUAACACACAGAAAUCAACUAAAUCUACCGAGCAAAAUAAGGACGAUUCUAGCAGCUGAUGAAGUGUGUCCUAGUAGGCUCAAACUUUCUACAAGACUGUGUCUCUGGAUUUUCUGCUUCAACUCCAUGGAAUUUUGUGUGUUCAAGUGGGAUCUAGACUUAGCUGGAAUACACAAGGCCAUACCCUUGUUGACAAACAUGUGAUCUUCAUUUGGACGUUCAAUCUAAGUGCUUGAUAUGGCCUGGAUGCCAGGGUCAACUUUCUGGUCACUUCCUUCUGGUCUUGGUAAAAAGCAACCUGUAAAAAUGGUUCCAAGUAAAAAAUCUUUCCAAUCUGUGAGAAAAAAGAUCAGUUGAUGUAAUUCUGAGUCUUAUUUUGUUUUUGAAACAGAAUUGAUAACAUUGAAAAUGGUGUAUGCUGUAGAUAAUACUGAUUAAAUUUGUUUGUAAUUAUUCUAAA
This is a messenger RNA of Lineus longissimus, 889 nucleotides long. RefSeq names its product mitochondrial import inner membrane translocase subunit tim16-like. The transcript has 4 exons. NCBI's taxonomy places the organism in Eukaryota, Metazoa, Nemertea, Pilidiophora, Heteronemertea, Lineidae. Gene Ontology annotation, cellular component: TIM23 mitochondrial import inner membrane translocase complex. Gene Ontology annotation, biological process: protein import into mitochondrial matrix. The record is from RefSeq and is a predicted model, not a curated record. Bases 90 to 488 code for a protein of 132 amino acids.